AUGUAUUUCACGAUUGUAAUAUUAAAUACCAUUCUUUCGCUCAGUUUUGUCUCUGCUAACACCAACACAAAUAAACUGAAUCCUUUUAGUAAGACUCAUUUCCGUAAUCAUAUAUGCUUAACCCUACCUCCCAUAAAAUUCUCCAAAGGCAGUCAAGAACUUAAUUUGGAACUCUCCAAAGAGCUUUCCUGUUUCUAUUUUAAAACUAAAUUUGAAGGUGGAGACCCUAACGAAGUAAUAGUCUCAAUAAAAGUUGAAGACAUAAUUCCAGAAGGUAUUGGUGACCCAAAACGAUUUGGUGGAACAAGUGUCGAUAAGGGUAAACAAAAAUUAUUUUUUAAUUUGCGUUCAAUGGAUAACGAUUUUUCACUUUUAAAAAGUUCAAGAAACUUAAAGACUGGCAUUUCCAUGUUUGAAGUUAAUCCCAUGGGUAUGGAUACUUUCGAGUUUUGUUUCCAAAAUUUUGUCUUCGAUGGUUCAUGGGAUUCCAUUGAUUCAGAUAAAACCAUCGAAAUAGAUAUUUCAGCUAAUGACUUGGAAAACCCAGCUUUAGAGAAGUUUAUUACGAGUCAUUUCACAGAACAGAUAUAUACUUCCCUACAAGAAAACGUGGACCAACUAAACGAUUUGUUGAAUGUUACAAUAAAACAUGAGUUAUUAAGUGUGGAAGGGUGCCAUCGUGAUUUAAAUGAAAAUACUUUCUCACUUAUGAUUAAAGGUGGAAUUUUUCUUACAGUUAUAGUUUGUUUAAUGGGUUUGUUCCAACUAUAUUUAAUCUUUGAAAAAAUGGGGUGUGCCAUUAAUAAAUGA
Molecule: messenger RNA, 810 nt
Organism: Naumovozyma dairenensis CBS 421
Lineage: Eukaryota; Fungi; Ascomycota; Saccharomycetes; Saccharomycetales; Saccharomycetaceae
Gene: RRT6
Product: Rrt6p
Exons: 1
Coding region: 1-810 (269 amino acids)
Source: RefSeq, a predicted model, not a curated record